Messenger RNA from Botrytis porri, 561 nucleotides. RefSeq lists its product as uncharacterized. Lineage: Eukaryota; Fungi; Ascomycota; Leotiomycetes; Helotiales; Sclerotiniaceae. The coding region runs from base 1 to 561 and encodes 186 amino acids. The record is from RefSeq and is a predicted model, not a curated record. The transcript is spliced from 2 exons.
AUGGAAUGCCGCAAAGAACUAAGAUGCGAAUGUACUGGACUCGAUUCUAUCGCAUCCAACCCUCUUCGCGACGCACAAGAUAUUUCCUACGAUAGUUGGCUUCGUGCCGUGGAGGAAUUCUCCAGGUUGAGAUUGAGCCACGAAACCGAUCGAUUGAGUGCCUUGUUAGGUAUUGCCAAGGUUUUCCACGCUAAAAUGAUGUCUACAUAUCUUCAAGGACUUUGGGCUGAAGAUCUUGCAAAGGGCUUACUUUUGCCACCGAAGAGGCAAAAUGGAGAAGUAGCUCCAACGUGGUCAUGGGCUAGCAUGGUGAUGACAGAGGGGAUUGGAAUAAUCUUUCCAGCAGCCCAUGAUGCAUCAUUCUCCAAAAAUUCACAGUUCCAUACUUCGGACCCCGCUUCACUACCCACAAUGUCUCUCAGCACUUCAUCAUUCGAAAACUUCCUAGAAACAAAAACAAUUUGCAUUAAUACCGAAUAUUUUUUCGCAACAGUUUUUCUGCCAGAAACGGGGGAGAACACGAUGCUUGUGUUUGACGCGGAUAUUGAAGACAUGAUUUGA